This is a messenger RNA of Rubroshorea leprosula, 1343 nucleotides long. Lineage: Eukaryota; Viridiplantae; Streptophyta; Magnoliopsida; Malvales; Dipterocarpaceae. The record is from the annotation of a GenBank genome assembly.
GGUAGCCGCGAGUUCCCCUGCAGAAUUUCUUCUUCUCUGCCGCCGGCUUCUUCUUCCCCUGCUAGCUCCGGUUCUUGCCGGAAAAUUCUGGUUUUGAUCGUUCUGUCACCGUAGCACUUGGGUUAGCCUUCUGUUCUGUGCGAGUAAGGUAAGUAAAUUAUAGUAAAGCCCUUCGAUUUUAAAGCAUGUUUUAAAUUGUUUUUGAGAUGGUGGUAAGCUUCAAAUUGAUUUUAAAUGGAUUUUAUCAACAUCUGAGUGUGAUUAAACUGAAUUGGAAAUGGUGAUGGUUUUUAUGAGAAUUUCACUGUUUUUUGGAAUUGAACGUGAUUGGAAUGAAAAUGGGAAUUUCAUUGUUUUUCUGGAGUUGAGCAUGCCUAUUUGGAAAUGGACUGAACUGUUUGAUGAACUGAGAAUUUUGUGAAUAUUGAGUUUUUUGUUAAAUCCAUGCCCACAUGAAAAUUUUUCGAUUUGUUCUGAAAUUCGAGAUUGAUUGUGAAAUUUGGGUUUUUCUGUAAACUCUGCAUGGUUUUGUCUCGGAUAUAGUCAUGAUUACUGAUUACUGUGCCCGCUAGUGGGAGGUUUAUAAACGCUAGCAAAUGUCGACAUGUAUUUUUGUAGAACCGGUUCACCCUACCAAUGGGGUUAAACAUUGGUAAUUACUGUCGCCUGCCAGUGGGAGUUGUAAACACUGGCACCAUCACUGACGCCUGCCAGUGGGAGUUGUUAAACACUGGCACUUCUGUAACCUUGCCUAUGGGGUUAAACAUUGGCAACUACUGUGCCCGCCAGUGGGAGGUUUAUAAACGCUGGCCAUGACUUAUAGAUGAGACUACUGAACUGAGUUUUCUUCUGCAUUGACAGUUUGUCAUGAAACGUUUUGUUAUUGAACUGAAUCUGAUUUUGCAUUGACGAGUUGUCAUUGAAUGCUUUGCAAUUAAACUGUUUAUCUGGCGUGCUUAAAAGUUUUACCCAAGGGUUAUCCAUAUUUACUUACUGAGUUAUCUCAUAGUUUUCCUUGUCCACCAUUUCAGGAAGCAAUAUCGAGGACGGGGAAAUCGAGGGGAGUGACGAAUUAGAAGGCUAGCUAUCGUGUAAAUUGAAUAUGGAUUUUUAGAUAUAAAUGAUGAUCUUCUAAGCGAGAUUUUAAUUGGAGAUUGUAAAUUCAUUUAGUGGAUUGUUAGUUUAUAAGAAAUUUGAUCUGGAGAUUUUGAGGUUAAGUCAUGUGGACAUAGAAAAGAGAAUUAAUUUUGAAAUAUCUGAUCUGAGUUAUUGGAUUGUCAGUUUGUGAUUUAGAUAAGUUUCGAGCCUUGUGCAUUCGUGGGAUCCGUUGACAAGUGCACGGC